This is a messenger RNA of Esox lucius (northern pike), 2812 nucleotides long. RefSeq names its product glycine receptor, alpha 4a (gene glra4a). Gene Ontology annotation, molecular function: transmembrane signaling receptor activity; transmitter-gated monoatomic ion channel activity; glycine binding. Lineage: Eukaryota; Metazoa; Chordata; Actinopteri; Esociformes; Esocidae. Gene Ontology annotation, biological process: regulation of membrane potential; chemical synaptic transmission; chloride transmembrane transport. The record is from RefSeq and is a predicted model, not a curated record. Bases 340 to 1923 code for a protein of 527 amino acids. Gene Ontology annotation, cellular component: neuron projection; plasma membrane; synapse. The transcript is spliced from 11 exons.
GAGCAAGGAAGGAGACAAAUAAUUCUGCCAUAAAACAUACUAAGAAACACACAUGCUCCGCACUGGCACACUAUCUAGUAACUCCAGUAUUGUGUUAACACAUUUUAAAGAAAAAGACAAUUCGGGAUUUGGAAUGUAUACAGCUUUCUGGACUUAAUGGGAGGGGGAGAAGUUUCUUUCCCCAAAACCAAGCUCUUGGAUCACUCUUCAAGAUUUGCACUCUUCAAGAUGCCUUCCUCUUGCUUAGUCUCAAAAACCGUGCAGUGGGUUUGCUAGUUGUUCAGGUUAUUUUCUGCAAGUUAUUCCAAAAGGGGGGACUGAAAGAGUGAGACCCAGAGAAUGCUCCCACAGGUCAUAAGGAUUCUAUAUGUCUUAUCUUUUUACUUUUUUCAAGGAGGCUUUAUCAGACCGGGCUCCUGUAAGGACGAGAUAAAGUCACCCAGUAAGACAGUGCCACCCUCACAGUCCCCGUCAGACUUCCUGGACAAGCUCAUGGGUAAAAAGUCUGGCUACGAUGCCCGGAUCAGACCCAAUUUUAAAGGUCCGCCUGUGAAUGUCACCUGCAAUAUUUUUAUUAACAGCUUUGGGUCAAUCACAGAGACGACAAUGGAUUACAGACUCAAUGUGUUCCUACGGCAAAAAUGGAAUGAUCCCCGAUUGGCGUACCAGGAGUAUCCGGAUGAUUCCUUGGACCUAGAUCCUUCCAUGCUGGACUCCAUCUGGAAGCCUGACCUGUUUUUUGCCAAUGAGAAGGGAGCUAACUUUCACGAGGUUACCACUGACAACAAACUACUGCGGAUUUUCCAAGAUGGCAGCGUAUUGUACAGCAUCAGACUGACUCUUAUCCUGUCCUGCCCUAUGGACCUAAAGAAUUUCCCUAUGGAUAUUCAGACCUGUACCAUGCAGCUCGAAAGCUUUGGGUAUACCAUGAAUGAUCUGAUCUUCGAGUGGUUGACAGUGAACCCAGUGCAGGUGGCUGAUGAUCUGACACUCCCACAGUUUGUCCUGAAGGAUGAGCAGGAUCUAGGUUACUGUACCAAGCACUACAACACAGGUAAAUUCACCUGCAUUGAGGUUAAGUUCCACCUGGAGAGACAGAUGGGCUACUACCUGAUCCAGAUGUACAUCCCCAGCCUGCUAAUUGUCAUACUUUCCUGGGUUUCCUUCUGGAUCAACAUGGAUGCUGCGCCGGCAAGAGUGGGCUUGGGUAUCACCACAGUGCUCACUAUGACUACCCAGAGCUCCGGGUCUCGAGCUUCUCUACCCAAGGUGUCCUAUGUGAAGGCCAUCGACAUCUGGAUGGCUGUGUGCCUACUGUUUGUGUUUGCUGCACUGCUCGAGUAUGCAGCGGUCAACUUUGUCUCGCGGCAGCACAAGGAGUUCAUCAGACUGAGGAAGAGGCAGCGACGGCAGAGAAUAGGACUGACAACAGCAACACGCUACAGCUGGCCGUCACAUUACAUGAGGGAGAUCAGCUCGUUUCAGACUCAGCUCAUUUCCAUGGCCAUGGCGUUGUUAAAUCAACAGGGAAGUAUAGAGUCACUGAGGAAAGUAAAUGACCUGCCUGGAAACCACACCACCAGCUCCCAUGGGAACCUGAAUCAGCACUGCAGCGCCUGUGCCAGGGAAGAAGAACUGGUGAGAGACAGCCGUGGGUUUUACUUCCGUGGUUAUGGGCUCGGUCACUGCCUGCAGACCAAGGAUGGAACCGCUGUGGAGGGCGCCACUGUUUUCGCCCCACCACUUCCGCCCGUGUCCACCGUGUACGACGGCGAGAUGGUCCGCAAGCGCUUCCUGGACCGGGCCAAGCGCAUCGACACAGUAUCCCGGGCAGUCUUCCCCCUGAGCUUCCUCUUCUUCAACAUCUUCUACUGGAUUACAUACAAAGUGCUUCGACAUGAGGACAUCCACGCAAACUUGUAAUAAGCUCUCUGCUCUACCCCCGGCGACAUGCUCAUUGUUUCUUGCUACUUUUUCUGUUUGUUUUUCUUCUUUCAACCGGAACUGCCUGUCAGAUCUACAUUUAUAAAAGAGGAUGUAGUGUUUAAGAGGCGUAUGCUUCGUUACCGUUGCCAUUGAUGCUCAAAACUGUGCUCAGGUAGGUGUUCAGGAUAUCACAGCAAAAGAGCUAUGUGUAGAGUGUGAACAGAGAAGAAAAAGAUACAGUAUCCAUGUGGAUUCAAACUGGUGUUAAAAAUGCUGUUUGUUAAUGCAUUCUCUUAUCUUACUCAUAGGGUUGCAACAUUUCAGAAACCUUUGAUACAUUCUCUGGUUUUACUCAAAUUCCAUUUUAGUCCUGAAUUACUAGGAUAUAAUGAAUUCUCCAACCAGGACUUUUAGGGACACCAGGGAAUUUAUAAAAAUGUCCCUGAAAUUAGCCACCCUACUUACCCAUCUUGUUUCGACUGGAUUUUGAGAAGUGUACUGUAAUUGCACUCGUCAUGAAAUUUUUUGUGAACUCUGAACGAUGGCUAAAGGCAUCAGUGACCUUAAAGGAAUAAUAGCCGUGGCUGGAUGAGUAAUACUAACUUGAAACCUUACAACGCAUCUUUGAACGAAUGUUUUUAAAAUUAAAAAAAUUAUAAUGGCUUUUUUACAGCUUUAAAUUGCCAGAGCAAUUAGAGGGUGUGAGGGAGGGAAUUGGGUCUUAGAUAUUUCUGGAUAUUUAAUGGGUGGUAAUAUGUUGUUUUAACUACAUAUGAUGAGAUAUAUAUUCAAAUGUAUAAACUGUACAUAAACAGAGUUGUUCAUCGAUUACACACAGAACAAAUGUGCAUUUCUUUUUGUCUAAAAUUUGAAUAAAUGGAUAUUC